Molecule: messenger RNA, 2152 nt
Organism: Sander lucioperca (pikeperch)
Lineage: Eukaryota; Metazoa; Chordata; Actinopteri; Perciformes; Percidae
Product: G2/M phase-specific E3 ubiquitin-protein ligase-like
Exons: 4
Coding region: 166-1173 (335 amino acids)
Molecular function (GO): ubiquitin-protein transferase activity
Source: RefSeq, a predicted model, not a curated record
AAAAUGGGUUCUAUGGGUACUCAAAAACUUAAAACCCAACACAUCUUCAAUAAACCUUGUAACAUGUAACUUUAUGCAAUCCCUUGCAGUUUUUGCAUGCAGUAUAAAUGUGUUUUCGCCUAUUCUAAAAUUCUAUUCCAUAUACAGUAUUUCUGUUAUAGGUAAAUGGUAUUCAGAUUAUUGUAUGAUAGCUUGAGUGAUUCUAUUUGUCUUUACUGUAUAAACACAAUUGUUUUUUGUCUUUUUGUCCUAGAGUCUCUAAAUGGCUUCACUCCAAGAAUGAACAUUUCUCAUGUGCAGAAUGGAGUGUACCGCACUAUUGGACAUAUGAUGUCUACCAUCAUCGUCCAGGGUGGUGAACCUCCAGCCCUCCUUUCUCCUCUGGUAGUGGACUACCUUCUGACAGGACGCGUCUUUCAGUUGAAUGUCACUCCAGAUGAUGUAGCUGACAUGGAACUUAGAGAAGCCCUGAAGAAGGUUGAUCAAGCAUUAACCACCGAUGAGCUGGAGCAAGCAGUGGAAUGCUGUGACUCAUGGAGAUACCAAAUCGAAGGUCUUCCGAACCCAGUCAGCAUGGACAACAAAGAUGCAUUUGUGCAGAAUGCAAUACUUUUCCAUGUCCUCAUUCAACGACAGAGCUGCUAUGAUCAGUUAGUUGAGGGUUUGAAGUACUAUGAGGUUCUGCCACUCCUGAAAGAAAGGCCUUGCCUUAGGGUCCUUCUUGAUAUGCCCAAAGAACCCAGUGAUGUCACAGCACAUGUUGUGGUUACCCUCCUGAAACCUAACUACUCUGUUCUGGGAAGUAACAGAAGACCAAGAGAGGAGUUAAUGGUGGUUAAGUUCAGAGAGUUUCUUGACUGUGUGCAAGAGAAAGAGCUUGGGGAACAUCUUAAUACCAGAAACCUCACUGAGGCAGAAAAGGCGUUUAUGCUGACAUUGAAUCCUGGACACAUCCUAGCCUUUGCAACGGGAAGCAGCAAAGUUCCUGCAAUUGGAUUUUUUCCCAGUCCAAAACUGACUUUUGUUCAUGAUGACACGAAGCACCUCCCCAUUGCUCACACAUGCUCAAAUGAGCUUCAGAUCUUUAACAGAAAGAAUCUGGCAGAUGACAGUGAAUUUGAUUACAAUUUUCUGGUAGCUCUCAUGAAUGAAUCAACUUUUAGUGCAGUGUAGUCUACAAAAAAACAAUGCUUGGAUUGUACAUUUUAUUUGGAGCCCAGUGCUUUUAAUGGAUGGACAUCAGGUUUACAAGCUGAGCAUCUGGUGUAGCAUGACUUGUUAAAACUGUUAAAACUUUGUUUUGCCUAAAGUCUGAUCUGAACUACAGUCAGUCAGCAUGCUAUAAUCUCCUGUAAAAACAUUAUUAAUGUCUUCUCAGUAGUGUAAAAUGACUAAUUCCUUUACCAACUUUAUUUCUUUCAAUGCAUUUACAAGAAAAAAAAAAAGAUUUUAUAGGAGCUCUGUUUCCUUCAGAGGAAUUUUCACCGUUCACAUUGCUGAUGGCUGAACUGAAGAGGUUCAUAACAGUUUCAGCCUGAUUGUUGUUGAGAAACGUUAACAUUCUACUGUAACCAUCCAUUGCGCCAUGUACAACUAGUUUCCAUCUUAUCGGUUUAUGAUUUCUGUCUAUGUGCCACAUAUAGUUUGGACAAGGCACAGUGCAUACUCGUGUUUGUAUUAUAAAUUUUUUGCUUGAGGUUGCACUCUUGUCAGAUUUCAUCAUGUCCAGUUGUCAGUAUUAUGCAUUUUUGCAGUAUUGCUGUAAGGUGUAACCAGGUGUGUUCUUGUCUGAUUAAUAUUCAUUGUUCAUUUUAGUUGUAUCAGACAGACUUUUCAUUCCAUUUAAUUAUUUAAAUGCAGUAUUUCAAUUAAGUGGCCAGUUCUAUAGACCAUUCCAGAAACUCUGAAUAAGCUGUGUACGACUUCAGUAAUGAACAUCCUGCAUUGUCAUUUUGUUUUGGUGAACAGAUACCUUGAGAAUGUGAAGUGAGAGUAUUUGCAGACCAUCAGUAUAGUGUAAUUUGUUAUUGGUGGCUAGCUGCAUACCUCAAAACGGAUUUCAUGACUUUACUAUUUGCCUUUUAGCUUGUUUCAGCAGUAAUAUGCACAGACAUGCAAAUGUUUCAUUUGAUUUGUUUGCAAUUUGAUUAAA